AUGGGAUCAAUACAAAUACUCACCCAUAUUAGUCUUGGCCACGCCCCAAACGCUAGGUUUGGUACUUUGGUUUAUACCAAAGCCAUAAUAAGUGAAGCCGAAGAAACUAAUCUAGCUAUAGAACCAUAUAUAACCGAAGAUAUUGACACAAAUGAUAAUGUGGAAGCAACAUAUGAAAGUGAAAAAAUAAAUAAUAUCGGUGGGAAAUUGAAUUUGACGAAGAUGAUGUCAAUGAUGAAAGGAUACUGGGAAAGAGAUGACACAAUUACAAAUCCUAAAACAAAUGAGCCUUUUCGGAAGAUAUAUGUAUGCAACAAAGAAGGCUUCAAAAGGAUGGACAAAGAUGCUUCAAGUGAAAAUGAGAAAAAACGUCGUAGAGAUGUUAGAAUCGUAUGUCAAGCAAAGCUUCGAAUAACAAGACAGGAUGAUGGGAAAUGCAAUUUUCAUCGUUCAAUAGAAGGUAAAUCUCUGAUGGUGCAAUUUGGUCAAGCAGGGUUGAAACCUUCUCAGAUUAAAAAGGUUGUUAAUACACUGAAAACCUCAAAUGUAGCUGAUGUAACUUCAAAGCAAUGUGUCGAUGUUUUAUCUGAGCAUCAAAAAGAACAUAGAGGAAAGGAGUUUUAUGGACUUAUAAAACAUUUUCAAGAUAAAACAUUAGUGGACAAUGACCAGUAUUUUGUCGUGGAUUUUUCUAAUGAUAGGUAUCCUAUAAAUAUCUUUUGGGUUGAUGGUAGAUCAAGAGAUGCAUAUACAAAAUUCAAAGAUGUUGUUGUGUUUGAUGUCAGUUAUAUGACUAACAAAUUCAAGAUGCCUUUUGGUCCCUUUACUGGGGUGAAUCAUCAUGGACAGUCUAUACUUUUUGGUGGAGCAUUGCUUGAAAACGAAAAGGAAGAGACAUUUGAAUGGUUAUUUGAGCAUUUCCUCAAAUGUAUGUUUGUCAAGUAUCUAAAGGCAAAUAUUACCGAUCAAGACAAAGCUAUGGGCAAUGCAAUAAAAAAGCGUUUCCAAAUACUCGACAUCGCUUUUGUUCAUGGCAUAUCAGGAAGCAUGAAACUGAGCACCUUCGAUCGUAUGUUUCCCGUUACAGUGAUUUUCAAGAUACGCACAGACAAUGGAUAA
This is a messenger RNA of Lactuca saligna, 1119 nucleotides long. NCBI's taxonomy places the organism in Eukaryota, Viridiplantae, Streptophyta, Magnoliopsida, Asterales, Asteraceae. The record is from the annotation of a GenBank genome assembly.